AUGACUUCAGAACUCGUACCUUACAGACGCCCCGGCUAUGGUGACCAAGGGAGAAUGGGCUCCAGAGACCGUCAAGCCACUGUAUUAACAAACAUGUUCGAAAUAGAAACACGGAACUUGACGUUUUGCCAGUAUGUAAUAGAAUUUAAACGCGAUACCCGUAAGGGACCCACAGAGUUUACUGGUGACUCUGCCGGUCGAAGACGUAUUCGAAGACAGGUCUUUGCCGCCUUUCAUAAACUAAACAAAGUGGAAUAUUUCAAAGACGUGGGCGUGGCAUAUGACGGAGGCUCAAACCUUUUCACAACCAGUAAACUUACCCUCAGCAAUAAUCAAAUAAGCCAACUCGUCGAGGUCGAAAACGAUUGCGAGUAUUACGUGGAAAUCAGAGAAAACCAUGGCAAACCGACGAUAUCAAUGAACGAUCUAAAGGAGGUCUUGACGGGAGAGACUUUUGAGUGGGAUUUCUUUGACAAUCAGAUGUUGAAUGCUUUAAACGCGUUCGUACAGUACAAUCCGGCUCUUAAAUUUGUCCAAUAUGGUGAUUCUUUCUUCAUGCCUGAAUCAAGAAGAUCGCUCGGCGAAGGUGCAGAGCUAUUACAAGGAUAUUUCCUUAGUGUUCGUCCAGGAGAAGGAGAUGGAAGAGGGAAACUAUUUUUAAAUGUGAAUACGACUUAUACCGUCACUUUCGAGCCGAACGAUCUAUGCACGUUGAUUUGCAAGUAUCUCAACACGCAGAAUUUACCAGACUUGUUCAGACCCGAAAUAACGUCACUAUUAAACAAGGCUUUUCGACACAUCCGAGUUACACCGUCGCAUCGCCCAGAAUCAGUACAUACCAUCAAGAGGUUCCACGAUUUACCUGCGGACAAGACCAUGUUUCCGAAUAAAGAACUUGGGAGGGACGAGAGCGUGAAGGACCUUUUCGCUCGUAAAUACAGAAAGCACCUUAACACGCCUUUUCUCGUAGAGGAUACAAGAGGUAGCAAACAUCCCAUUGAAGUUCUUACCGUAAUUGAGGGCCAACACUAUAGAGGCAGACCACUAAGCGGCAAGCAACGUGGCGAAAUGAUCAAGAUUACUGCUAAAGUUCCUGCAGAAAACAAAAGGCUUAUACUAAACGGUGUCCAUGAUGUGUUGGCAUUUAGUAAAGACGAUAUACUCCAAAAAGCCGGGAUAAAAAUCAAUGCACGAAUGGCUAAUGUGCCCGGUCGCUUCAUCAGCACCCCAGAAGUUUUGUACUCCAACUCAUCUAAGCAAGGUCCGCAAAUUAAACCAAAAGACUGGGACGCAGCUUGGAAUCUCCGUGACGUGCAUUACUUGAAAUCAGGCGAAACUUUAAAAACCUGGAUGGCUAUUUCAUUGACACAAUCGGUUUCUCCAGAUAACAUGAACAGGUUUAUGAAAAGUCUAGCUCGACAAGCUCGUACUCAAGGCAUGGACGUGGCAAGCGACUCCAUGCAACCCAAACAGAUUCGGUCAAGAAUCGAACAGGCUCGCAACGAGAUCGUUAGAACAGUAGAAGAGGCCAGACGGAGGACAGGAGGAAAUCUGCAAUUGGUCGUAUUCUUUAUCGACAGUGAUAAGUCCCCAAUGAAUACCAAACAAUACAAUCUCGUCAAGGAAGUAAUGGAUACCCAUGUUGGUAUUUUGUCUCAAUGUAUACAGUCCCAUCAUGUCGCACCCUGCAAACCACAAUAUCUCGCGAAUGUCACUGCAAAACUAAACUUGAAACUCAACGGAGUCAAUUCCGCCGUCAAUCUUCCGCGCAUCAAUAGACAACGAAUCAUGGUUAUGGGCGCUGACGUCACUCACCCUCCGCCAGAGUCAACUGAUUUUCCUUCGAUCGCGGCCGUGGUUGCAUCUAUCGAUAGAUACGCAGCCCGAUAUGCCGAGAGGCAUAUGGCGCAAUUCAAAGAAGCAAAAGCAAACAGUAAAAAAACAGGUCGAGGAAAAGAAGAAAUCGACGGCAUGGAGGAGUUGACGCAUAAGCUUUUGCUUGAAUUCAUACGGAUAAACGAGAAACCACCCGAGAGCAUCAUCAUGUACAGAGACGGUAUUAGCGAAAGUCAAUUUAAACCACUGGCAUUGGAUAAGGAACUCCCUAGUAUCAGAAGGGCCUGUCACAGGCUGAACCCCAACUACAAUCCAAAAAUCUCGUAUAUUGUCGUCUGCAAGCGACAUCACAAUCGAUUCUAUCCGAUCGACAGACAAGAUGCCGACAAUAAGGGAAACGUGAAGCCCGGUCUGGUUGUCGAGCGAGUCAUUACGCAUCCCUAUCUUUUUAAUUUCUACCUCACCUCUCAUUCUAGUCUUCAAGGGACAUCGCGUCCAAGUCUAUAUCACGUUCUGCACGAUGAGAACGGCUUUGAAGUAGACGAACUUCAGGACUUUACGAACAAAUUGUGUUACAACUUUCAACGGGCCACCAGAGCGGUUUCUAUUCCCGCACCGACUUAUUAUGCACAUUGUGCAGCGAAAAGGGCACGAUCUCAUUUUUAUAACGGUCAGUUGAGCAUGACCAAGAUUGAGCUUGCGAAAAAGUAUCCCAUGUAUUACGUGUAA
Paraglomus occultum is the source of this 2565-nucleotide messenger RNA. The record is from the annotation of a GenBank genome assembly. Lineage: Eukaryota; Fungi; Glomeromycota; Glomeromycetes; Paraglomerales; Paraglomeraceae.